This is a messenger RNA of Motacilla alba alba, 2211 nucleotides long. Its product is annotated as basic proline-rich protein-like. The record is from RefSeq and is a predicted model, not a curated record. Lineage: Eukaryota; Metazoa; Chordata; Aves; Passeriformes; Motacillidae. The coding region runs from base 1166 to 2185 and encodes 339 amino acids. The transcript has 2 exons.
CUCCGCACCGCCCCGCGCCGCUCCGCGCUCCCCCGCGCACCGACCCCGGCGCCGCGGAGAGCCGGCCGGCGGAGCCAGGGGUGCAGGGGGCGGGCACGCAGGGCCCGCGCAACCUCCGCGGAGAGGGCGGGUGGUGGGAAUUGUUGGAGAAGUGCGGAAGAGGGAGGGCCGCUCCGCGCCCGCGCAGCUCUGCCCCCUCCCUCGGGAUGCCCCCCACGCCGCUCCGCGCCGUCCUCCGCGUCCCUGCCGCCCGGGGAGACCGCGGAAAAAGUUUCGGCCGCCGCCUUCGCCGGCACGGAGGGCGCUCCUGGGGAGGGGAGGAGUGUUGUAGCCCCCCCAUCCCGAUGCCCGCAGGCUCUCGCAAACUUUGUGCUUUAAAAUAGCAAUAAAACUACAGCGACCGCGCCUUUCCUCGCGUGUCCCGAAUUUAGGGGCUUCUACGCGCCGCGGGGGCGAGCGGGCGGGGGCCGCACGGGAGCCGUGGGGACAGGAGCGAGGUGGCACCGGGCGCUCCGCGGGGCCCCACUCUUCGCUCGAGGCGGCGCGGUCGGGACGCGGCCGCCGGGCAGGCGGCGGAGCGGUCCCGGACCUCUAAAGAGGCUCCGGUGCGCGGCUUUUGUUGGUCUCCCCAAAUCAACUCCCUCUAAUUGCAGUGGAGCUGAAAGCGAGCUAAUGUUCAAAGGCGCUGCCCGCCGGCCCCGAUCGGAGCGCGGUCUCCCGGGGGGGAAGACUUUUCCCCCCCACCAUUUUAUUUUGUUGUUGAUGGAGUUUUUUCCCUUCUUUUCAAAUCUUUUUCCUGUGCGAGGAGAGAACCGUCUAAGCCGGGCGGGAGGGAGCCGAUGAGCAAAGGAGGUUAGCAAGCUCCUCCACUCCCGCAAAAGUCAGCGACACGGGCACUUUUCCCCGUAACAAAGGCGCCGCGGCCCAUUCACAAAAAAAGCAAAGGCAGGAGGAGGGAGGAGGAAGAGUUUGCGGGGGCAGUUCUCCCCCCUUCCAGCCCCUCUCCCCCGUUUUGCCCCGGUCCUACGGGGCAGUUCCUGGCUCGGGCUGCGCUCCCCCCGCCCCCGCCGCCUUCCCAUCACUUCGCCCCGCCGGGGCAGCCCCGGUCCUGGCGGGCAGCACCGUCCCCCCCGAAGCUUUCCCCCCCACACACCAGGGGGUAUCCAUGCCCCACCAAGCCUCCCGCAGCUCCCGCAGUUACCCAAUCCCCAAUUGCGGACGCCUCCCCGCAGGCUCGGCCGGGGGCUGCGGGCAGGGCGGGCGCGGGGCUCGCCCCCCCCCCCGAGGUGACGGUCCCGGCGACUCCGAUCCCCCGUUCCCUCCGCCGGACGGAGCCGGCGCCCUCCCCGCUGCGCCCAGGCAAACACCGGCCUCCCCAGGAGGAGAGGAUGCCCGCCCGCGGCCCCCCUCGCCCCAGAGGCAGCCCCACGCUUCGGGGCUCAGCAGCUCCCGGCCGGGCAGGCAGCGCGGCGGGGCUUUGCCGCCUCUCCCCUCUCGAGCCUCCGCCGCGUUCCGCAGCCGCGGAAUCCUCGGAGUGUGUUUCCUGCCAUACCCAGCUCCUGAAUUUUUACGGGGAGGCAGAAGAGCACGGCGGAACCCGCUGCCCCAGCCCCCCCCACCCCAGCUGGGGUGUUCCGCGUAUCUUCCCAAACUUCGCAUGGGGCCAAAUCCACCUGCGGGCCCCGGGGCAGCCCCCCAGUUUCCCAGGCCGGUACAUCCCGCGGCACCGGCGGCCGCUCGCACAAAAACCGGGCGCUUCCCUCCUCCACGGGGGACUCCUUUCGGCGAGAGCGGCAGCGCGGAGCGGGCCGCAGUCGCACCUGGAGCCGCCGGCGCUGCUGCGGUCCCUCGCGGAGCGGCAGCCGCGACCCCGCGGGGUUCGGGCUCCUUCCGCCCGCUCCGCUCCGAUCCCCCCGGGCGCGUUCCUUGCGCACCCGCGGCCGGGCUUUGGCCGCGCAGCCCCCACGCCGCUGGCGGGCGGCAUCGGCCCCGCGGGGAAAAGUUUUACCUCCUCCUCCUCGAGUUGCAUUUUAUUAAAGUCAAACAAAAAACUUUUCCGUCCGCUGGGUUUCGUUGCGUUGGCGAAGCGGCGGCGGCCGGGGCGGCCCGGGGCACGGAGCCCCGCUGUCCCUCCCGCCGGGAUCGGUCCCUUCCCGCCCCCCGAGCCCCCUCCCCGGCCGACUGAAGGCGGGAGGGGUGAAGGGAGUUUCC